AUGGUGUGGUCAUGGCCUUGGCUUGCACUGUCCGGUGAUGGCGAGAGUGGCGAGGUUGUGGAGUUUUUCGAAGAAGCUCCAGCCACGCCACCCUUCGAACUAUUGCACGCCGAUGAGGAGGAGCUCCAGAUUGCUGUGGUGCGUGGUUUUCUGUCUGCUAAAGAGGUGGAGGAUGUGGCCCAGAUGAAGCAGCACUUUUGUUUGAAGGAAAUUGAUGAUCGUGAUGAUGAGCUGGUUUACCGACAUGAAGUUUGGAGGAUGGAAAGCGAACUGAAGGAGGCACUUCCUCAUAUUUAUGAUAGGCUUAUGGACCAUUGCAGGGCCCUUGAUGCAGAGCUUUGGAAUGAGAUUGACAUUGGCGAUCGCUUCUUUCCGGAGAUCGAGUACAUUGUGUAUGAUGUGUCUCGACUGGGGGAACCUGGCAGGAUUGAACCACACACAGACAACCAGUCACAGGUGACUGUCGUGGUGAUGUUGUCCCACGAAAGCGAAUUCCAGGGUGGACUCAAUUACUUUGAACCUGGUACUGAACGCGGUGAGAGCCGGAGUGCCAAACUCAAGCGAGGGGACGCUGUCUUCUUCUACGGUGACCGAUGUGAACAUUGGAUCUCGCCAGUCGUGUCUGGCCGGAGGACGAUCCUUCAGAUGGAGUCUUGUUGA
This is a messenger RNA of Durusdinium trenchii, 660 nucleotides long. The record is from the annotation of a GenBank genome assembly. NCBI's taxonomy places the organism in Eukaryota, Dinophyceae, Suessiales, Symbiodiniaceae.